AUGGAAGGAAAUCAACGAGCUUCGCAUACCAAGCUUAAAUCAGCCUUAUGGAUUGAUAGAAUCACACCAAAGAGGUCCACUAGAAUGUCUCCAUACAUUCUUGUGUAUGGGAAAGAAGCAAGGUUGCCUAUUUCACUUGAGUUUCCAACCCUUGAUCUAUCUAACCAGCUGGAUAUGAUUGAAGAAGAGCCUAUGACAGCAAGAUUGAUUCAGUUGAUUGAGCUAGAGGAAGUUAGAAAUGAGGCAAUGAGGCAAAUUAAGCAUCAUCAAGCUCAAAUGAAAAGAUAUUUUGAUAAGAGGGCUUCUCCUAGAGUGUUCAAGGAAGGUGACAUUGUCCUGAAAUGGGAUGAAUUCAAGAGCAGGCCAGGCAAACAUACAAAGUUUGAUUCUUUUUGGAGUGGGCCUUAUAUGAUUUCUGAGUGCAAGCAGCACAAUGCCUUACAACUGUCUAAGUUGGGUGGUAAAGUUGAACCUUUCCCAGUUAAUGGGAUUCACCUUAAGCAUUGCUUUUGA
Cryptomeria japonica (Japanese cedar) is the source of this 513-nucleotide messenger RNA. RefSeq lists its product as uncharacterized. Gene Ontology annotation, molecular function: nucleic acid binding. The record is from RefSeq and is a predicted model, not a curated record. The coding region runs from base 1 to 513 and encodes 170 amino acids. The transcript has a single exon. NCBI's taxonomy places the organism in Eukaryota, Viridiplantae, Streptophyta, Pinopsida, Cupressales, Cupressaceae.